AUGUUCAAGAAGAAGCCAACGAUCAAGCCACUUAGCCCGCUCAAGUCCAGCGAGCGCCGUCGCACCGCCGAUCAGAUUAUCGCCGAUUUCAACAUCCAGUUACCCGUUCAUGGCGAUACCAACGACGAUGCCGCCGGCGACACUCCAGCUACAGAAGACAAGGCUGCGCCCUCGCCUGCCCUGACCGCCCUGCGCAGGUCGCUGCUGCCAGAAAAUGCCUUGUGCGCCCGCUUCACGACGACGGCGGGACCAGACCUCAAGCAGGUAUCGGGAACCAUCUAUGUGGGCAGCCACGAGGGCACGCAGGGCCACCCGCGUGUGCUAUGGGUCAAGGUCACCGACAAAAUGUACCCCACCGUCUACACGCUCUGGCACAAUCCGCGCAUCGUGCCUCUGUUGCACACACCGCUCGCCGUCGUCGAGAAGCUGCAAGGCGGCGCAGACCUCAUGACACCGGGCCUACAGCGUGGCCCGCCCUUCCCCAAGGGCGCCACUAAGGGUGCCGUGGUUGCUAUUGCGAGCCUCGAGGCCCCUACAGUGCCCAUGGCAGUAGGCACAUGCGAGAUUGAUGUGAGCGGGCUGGACCAGGUACAGGGCGUCAAAGGCCAGGCCGUCUCCACCUUCCACUGGGCUGGCGAUGAGCUCUGGGCGUGGAGUGCCACUGGCAAGCCGGGCCGUGACCCUCCAGACCUCAUCCCAGCCUGGGAUGAAGAAGCAGCCGACGAGGCGAGUUUAGUGGAGCGCACGGCAGCCAUCGAUCUUGACGAUGAAGGCGGUGUUUCCCUCCAGGCUGGUCCUGAUGAGCGGUCCGAGGCGGAGCAGAGACAAGGCGUCGAGGGCGAAGACGCUCCCUCUAACCAUGAUUUUAUAGACAUCAUCGAUGACAAGGAAUUGACAACAAAGGAAAUCGACGAGGCCUUUGUCAAUGCCUUCUUAUUUGGUGUCCGACACCACAUGAACGCCAAUCGGGAUCAUCCCACCCACGGCCUCGAGUUUCCUCUUUCACAAUCACACGUCAUGUCUCAGCUCGUCCAGCCUUUCCUCCCGACCUACACGCCCGCCCGAACAUCUUCGCUCCAAAUCAAAAAGACGAGUUGGAAGAAUCUACGCAAGUUCAUCAAGUACCUGGACAAGCAAAAGAUAGUCAAGACCAAGGAUCGCGACGGGAAUGAAGUUGUCAUCAUGGAUAUCGAUUUCAAAGAUCGUCGGAUAGAGGCUUUCGUCCCGUACCAGUUGCCCAAGAAGGACGCAUCCACCGCCGGGAACGCGAGUGGCGGUACGACCACAUCGGCAACUUCACAGUCUUCAGUUGGCCAAACACUACGUGUAGUCUCCUUGCUACGUCCGAAAGACAAAAUCCAUCCCAUCUUAGAGGCAUCUAAAGCCGACCCGCGCGGCUUGUACACACCUGCAGAGCUCCGACAACAUCUCAUAGCAUAUGCUGAAUCAGAAAAUCUGGUCGACUCGAAAAACAAACGGAUGAUCAAGAUCAACCCACAAAUCGCCGAUGCUCUCCUUGGCACUUCUGCAGCAGAUAAUGCCGCCUUGACGACGGGCGUGAUGGCACGCGAUGCGUUAGCUGAACGCAUGGUUGCUGCUGCAUCACCUUUCCACGCCAUCCUCCGCAACGGUGCCGACUUGAACGACAGUAAGCCCAAGGCUGGCGCGCCACCAAAAAUUCAGAUCACACUGGAAACCCGCAGCGGCAACAAAACGGUAUCCAAAGUUCACGGCUUGGAACCCUACCACAUUGCACCUCAGCCACUUGCUGAUGAGCUGCGAAAGACCUGUGCGGGUAGCACUAGCAUCGACAAACUCCAGGGAUCAAGUCCGAAAGCUCCUGUCAUGGAGGUCAUGGUACAGGGGCCACAAAAGGACGCUAUCUUGAAGGCUCUCGAAAAGCGAGGUGUGAAUAAAUCUUGGGUAGAGAUUGUGGACAAGACCAAGGGGAAGAAAAAAUGA
Molecule: messenger RNA, 1962 nt
Organism: Plenodomus lingam JN3
Lineage: Eukaryota; Fungi; Ascomycota; Dothideomycetes; Pleosporales; Leptosphaeriaceae
Biological process (GO): formation of translation preinitiation complex; translational initiation
Molecular function (GO): translation initiation factor activity
Source: RefSeq, a predicted model, not a curated record